CUGCCACUUGUUCCUGUAUCUUUCCCUCAAUAUUCUUUAUCUAUUCACUUUGGAUCUUUAAACCAUAAAAAGCUCAUCCUUUUAUACCUUUGUAGCUCUUUUUUUUUUUUCUUUUUCAUUUCUUUUCAUCAUUACCAUUUCUUCUUUUUUUCUUUCUCUUUCGCUUAGAUAUUGACCAUGGGGCUGGAGUCCUUCUUCAAACUGGUUGCGGAUCGCGGGGUUUUACCUUCGGAAACUGACGUGGGCACUUCCUUGGCGGCAAAUCCUGACCAUUCUGUUCAUGUAGAUCUCCUCGGUACGUUCUAUUACGACAUCCUCCGCAGAGUCGUCCAUGCAAAGAUGAAAAACGAAACCAUCAUUGAUGUAGGAAGGUCUCUGGCUCUCGUGAUAAAGGAUCUUUUCAUAACGGACAAUCUGACUAUACAUAUUGAUGGGGAACCUUGUACUGAGGAAGAAAAGGCAAGGACAGAACGGCAAGCCAUAAGACAAAAAAAUAUGGAUGCUUUGGAGAACGAUAUGAGGACCUUCGAGAGAAAUUCUCGGAGUGGGGUAUGGACUCGUCCUCAAGUCAUGAGGCGCAUCCAGAAGGGUCUUCGAGAAGUCCACACCCUGAGCGUCCAGGACAAGGAUCAGCUGGCAACAGGCCUUAACUCUGUCUUCGAUGUCUUCUGCUUCCUAGUGCGACUCCUUCCGCACCAUAGACGGAAGUUUGGGGUUUACGAUGUAGACAACGUUAUCCAAGCACUAAGACUGCCAUCACACAAGCAUCUGGUGCUAUUCUGUGCCAUCGCAGGCAAUGACUACUCAAGGAACCUCGAGACGUUAGGCUCGGUCAAUAAUCUUCGAUUAAUUCGAAAGGUUGCGUGGAACGAGAUCUACAAUAAAAUGCUUCGGGACUACCUAAGGGAAGCUAGUAAGGUGUUGGGAAGGAACGCAGCCUCUGAAGAAGGCCGUUUCAGAGUAGCUCUCCGCAUUUUUACUUCCGGCCAUCAAACGUCGGCCCAAGCGUUACCAUCGAACAAUGGGUUCGAUAACUUCAAGCAGCGUCUACUCAAUGGAAAGGAUCUUCGCCAUAGAAUGGCUCAGCAAAGGCGAGCGCAGCGCCGCAGAACAGACACACCGUCAUUCUAUAUAGCGAAAGGGUCAUAUAGGAACCAGUUCCGGCCCAUCUUUUCUGACAAGGCGAGCAUAUUGAACGGACGCAUAGUUGAUAUCAGUAACUGCCGUCAGCACCAUAGGCCGGGCCUUAAGCAUCCACCACGUCGGAGAAAGGCAAAAAAGAAGCAACAGAAAAAACAAAAGCGGAAGCACAAAGGCAAGAAGCCCCACAGGGCUAAAAAAGAAGGUGCACCAAUUAGGAACUUGAAGGAUGCUACGAAGGUUGACCACAGCUACAGCGGUAAGCACCCUAUCAAGGCCUUAACAAUUGGGUCCCUUAAGGCCUCCAUGGCAAGGAAAGGCGGACUGGACGCAGAUGAAAGGGAUAGUAUUGCAAGCCAGAUCCGAGGGGCAGUUGUUGUCCUCAACCGACUACGCCGCUAUGCAUACUGGGUGAUUGCCUUGGACAUUGAGAGGAUCAUGCGGUUACCAGGGGCAGCAAAGUCGAGGAAAAAGGCGCUGGACGAGGUCUUGGAUAGCAAUGAUUAUUCCUUCCGUCUCGCCACCCUUCUUUUGAGCGGUCAAGGUGGCCCCAAUUCAGCUUACGCGAGGGCAAAGAAACAAGGAAAGGCGGUAGAAACGCCCCAUCAUCACCUCGCUUAUGAACAUUUCAAGGCCACCACUGAACUUUCCCCAAUAAAGGAUAUAGACAUCACAUUGGGGGACGUCCAAGGCUUUGAUCCCAAAAAGAUCACAUUUCCAAGAGCGUCAGACUUACUAAUGGGCCAAGUACAGACAUCAUUAAGGCAGCACUACAGGAACGCAAUGUUUGAUGUCGAGAAAACAAGUGAAGAUAUGAGUGACAUUGAGUUUUUUUUGCGGGAGAACAAAAAAGUCAAAGCACGAGGACACUUCGCUGUAGGGGCGCACGAAUUUUACACCAGCGCCCGCUGCCCCCGACCCCUCUGCGAUAGCUUUUUAGAGACGGUAUACCCUCGCUCUAAAUAUUGCCGGACAUGUAAGGUAUUCUUCGACCGUGACGCAGUAGGGGCGGAAAACAUCGCAAGAAUCGGUCUUGCUCAAAUUGAGAGGCAAGAGAGGCCUGCAAAGUACAAGCCCACGGAAGAGUCGCCUGCUCCGGCUGCAAAGCGCGCACGACGCUAG
Molecule: messenger RNA, 2262 nt
Organism: Lobosporangium transversale
Lineage: Eukaryota; Fungi; Mortierellomycota; Mortierellomycetes; Mortierellales; Mortierellaceae
Exons: 5
Coding region: 178-2262 (694 amino acids)
Source: RefSeq, a predicted model, not a curated record